GCGGAGGAGGAGGAGGAGCGGGAGCGGCUGCGCCGCCGCCAUAGAUACUGUAGCCGUGGAGACUGUUACUUACCAACGGGGAGCGAGACGCAGCGGUACCGUCGGAGGCUCAGCCCGAACCCCAAGCCCAGCCGGUGAGAGGCGGCACCGCGGCCACCGCUGCAGAUCGCAGUUGUGCUUCCGGUAAAGAUGUUCUGCAGACAGGAAGAGGUGCAGGACUGGACAGUGAGAGACCUGAUGAUGCAGAAUUCAGAGGAUGGUAGAGAUUCGAUGACCUCUGGGGCACUCCGUUCAGCUGCUGCAGUACAGGCUCCAGUAGUGCAGCCUGUGCCAGCCUCUCAGCAGAGGGUUUUGAUCCAGUCUUCUGAGUCUGCUCCUAAAAUUGCACAUAUGCAGCAAAUCCCUGUACCCAGAGUUCAGCAGGUGCCACAGCAGGUCCAACCUGUACAACAUAUAUAUCCGACCCAGGUCCAGUAUGUGGAAGGAGACACUGUCUACACUAAUGGAACCAUACGAGCAGCCUAUACGUACAAUCCUGAAGCUCAGAUUUAUGCACCGAGCAGUGCUGCGUCCUACUUUGAGGCCCAGGGAGGUGGAGCCCAAGUGACUGCUGUGGCAGCCUCUCCUUCAGCAAUCCCCUCGCACAGUAUGGUGGGCAUCGCCAUGGAUGUUGGAGGAAGUCAGAUCAUCUCCAGCUCUGGAGCCUAUGUCAUUCACGGAGGAAUGGAUAACACUAGACAUUCUCUGUCACAGACGUCACGCUCAUCCCCAGCAACGCUUGAAAUGGCGAUUGAAAACCUCCAAAAAAAUGAAGGGAUUACAUCACACAAAAGCAGUUUACUCAACAGCCAUCUCCAGUGGCUGUUAGACAAUUACGAAACAGCCGAAGGUGUGAGUCUCCCCCGAAGUUCCCUGUACAAUCAUUACCUUCGACACUGCCAGGAGCAUAAACUGGAUCCUGUGAAUGCUGCUUCCUUUGGAAAAUUAAUUCGUUCUGUGUUUAUGGGACUGAGAACUCGAAGGUUGGGAACAAGAGGAAACUCCAAAUAUCAUUAUUAUGGGAUUCGUCUGAAGCCAGAUUCACCGCUAAAUCGACUUCAGGAAGACACCCAAUACAUGGCAAUGAGACAGCAACCCGCGCACCAGAAGCAAAGGUUUAGACCUGCUCAGAAGACAGAUGGUCUUGGGGACAGUGGAUCCAGUAGCAGCAUGCAAACCACUCCAGAGCAGUCUGUAGCUGCUCAGAGUCAGCACCAUCAGCAAUUCAUAGAUGUAGCCCAUGUCUUUCCAGAGUUUCCAACUCUUGAUUUGAGCAAUAUAUUAUUACAAGAGGAAAUCACUCUGAAUGACAUAAAGACUUUACAACUUCUUUAUAGGAGACACUGUGAGGCCACCUUGGAUGUAGUGAUGAAUCUUCAGUUUCAUUAUAUUGAGAAGCUGUGGCUGUCAUUCUGGAGUUCUAAACCACCAUCUAACGAGGACGGCUCCAUCCCCAUGCCUCCUAGUGAAGAACAUGAAGUUGUUAUCAUCCCAAAGGACAAACUUAUUGCAGUGUGUAAGUGUGACUCUGUUCUGAAAUGGAUGAGAAGCUGCGAUCACAUCCUCUACCAGACUCUGGUGGAGAUUCUCAUCCCGGAUGUGCUGAGACCUGUGCCCAGUACUUUGACACAGGCAAUCCGUAAUUUUGCAAAGAGUUUGGAAGGCUGGCUGACAAAUGCUAUGAGUGACUUUCCUCAACAGAUCAUCCAGACAAAGGUUAGUGUAGUAAGUGCCUUUGCCCAGACCCUGAGGAGGUACACUUCCCUGAACCAUCUGGCUCAAGCCGCCCGUGCAGUGCUACAGAACACUUCUCAGAUAAACCAGAUGCUCAGCGAUCUCAACCGAGUGGACUUUGCCAAUGUGCAGGAACAAGCCUCAUGGGUGUGCCAGUGUGAGGAGGGCCUGGUGCAGAAACUGGAGCAGGAUUUCAAGCUGACCCUGCAGCAACAGAGUUCUCUGGAUCAGUGGGCCAAUUGGCUGGAUAAUGUGGUCACCCAGGUUCUAAAGCACCAUGUGGGAAGGCCCAGUUUCCCCAAAGCAGCCAGGCAGUUUCUGCUGAAGUGGUCCUUUUACAGCUCCAUGGUGAUCCGCGACCUCACCUUGCGGAGUGCUGCCAGUUUUGGAUCCUUCCACCUGAUUCGCCUGCUGUAUGAUGAAUACAUGUUUUACCUGGUUGAGCAUCGGGUUGCUGAAGCCACAGGGGAGACGCCAAUUGCUGUCAUGGGCGAGUUCAAUGACCUUGCUUCCUUGUCAGUAACACUGCUGGAUAAAGAUGACCUCAGUGACCUCGGAAGUGAAGCAGAAGCAGAUUCCCAGAGCAUGAGUGAGCCACCGGUGAAGAGGGAGCUCAGUGACCCAAGCCACUCACUGCAGGAAAUCUAGCACUUUUAACAUGCUUUUAGCAGAAGAAAUUUCCAAACAUUUCAUAAAAUCUUGAAUUUAUUUUUUCUUGUUCUCAAGAUAUUAGUGCCUCUCUUAGUUUAUUUUUCUGUUUACUUCUCAAGAAAGGGCUGGAGAGGUGGCCCUAGUUAUAUAGAAAUAAUGUAGUAUUCUUAAAGGGGAAAGCAGUUUAUGAAGCAGGACAGAAAUGCAGAUUGGAAGUGGAGAUGGCAUCCUAUGAAAAGAAGUCCACCUCUAGGUCCACUCCUCUUGAAUGCAUUUUCUCCUCUGGCAUUGCAAGAUCCAGGGGCCAAGUCCAGAACAAAUUGAUAGUCAUAUUUGAGAUGACAAAAGUUUCAAGAGGAAUUUGCUUCAGUGUUUUAGGGUUCCCCUCAUCAUCAUCACAUAAAUGCACAUUCAUUCAUCUGUUCCCAGUUUUCACCAUGACUGCAAAGCAGGCAGAGCAGGGAAGGAAAGUGACCAUGUCCUCUGCUUCACCGCAUAUAUGCCUGUUAGACGUUAUUAUCCAGGUUGGUCACAUAGCUCACGCUCUAUAGCGAAGGUGAAAUGGUCUCUUUGUUUAUAAGUGAAUGGGAUGAUUUUCCCGACUAUGCAUGAUGUUUGCAUAGAUUCCUUUCAGGUUCUGUUGGGUUUCAUUGACGGAAACGUUCUCUCCGUGACCAUUUCACCUGCUGAGCAGCGGAUUGGAUCUGAGGCGAAUAGGCAGACUUAGAACUUGUAAUAUCCUGAUGUGGGCUGGACAGUUUCUGCCUGACUCUAGAAAUACCAAAGGAUUUUAUAGAAAUAGCUAGCCUCCAACUUCAUUCUAGCUUCUGCCUAAGCUCUAAAGCCUAUUGGUGUGAAGACAAAAUUAAAGCACAAUAUAGCCUUUAGAUAACCUUCUUUUGGGGCGGGGAGAAGAAAACAAUAGCCAAUAAGCUUCAACAGUUGGAUGUAUAUGAGUUGGAAGGGGGGGGUGGGAGGGUUGUUUGUUUGUUUGUUUGAUUUCACUGCUCUCUCUAAGGUCAUAUGUUUCAUCAUGACAAAUUCCUGAGUACCUGCACUAAGAGUAAACCGAAUCAGGGUAUUCGUUCCCGUGUUGUGACUUCCAAAGCCAGCUAACCUGUUCACUGUUAUUCUAGUUUCCUAGCCAGAAGAGAAACAAAGUCCUCAAAGUCAGUCAUCCUGAGCUAAUAAUCCUUGAGCGGUCUGGAGGCUGAUGGUCCGAGGACAGGCCUUCUUCUGGCUUCCUCCAUUCAACUGCAAAGCAUUCUCUUUAUAAUCUGGAAAACGUUCCAUUUCAAGUUUUUCAAAGUCACUGACACGUAACGUUUGCCUUUUACUAGCUGUGCGGUAACAAUACUGUAUUGGAACUUGCUGUAAACAAACAAACAAAAAUCCCUUCUGGUUUAGUAAGUUCUAUCUUAAGAAAUAUAAUAGUUUAUUUUCAGAAGCGUGUUUAUAUUAGUAGUUUUGUGUUCAGAAACAUGUUUAUACUGUUAGUUUUGUGCUCAGAAACAUGUUUAUACUGGUAGUUUUGUGUUCUGUUUUGUUUUGCAAAACUUCCUUCUAAAUGUGCUAGGGUAUAUUCUCUCUCAAAUACUUUUCUCGUUCAUUCGUGCAGAAGGUACUAACACGACUGAUGCCAUUUUCAUUUAUUACUGGAGAAGUGGAAGGAAAAGGAGUAAGGUGGUAACCCACCCCUCCAUUCCUAUUCGCAGAAGAAGCCUAGCUGAAAGUGUACGUUGAGGAUGAGGGAAAAGCAGAGAAAAGACAUUUUUUAUUUUAAAAACAACCUAACAGUUUAAAAUGUUUGUCUUGUUCGGUGUUUUAAGACUCUAAAUUUUGUUUUAUCUGAAAGAAGUUUUAAGCAAUACCUCCUUUUCUGGAAGAAAUUGAUGUUACUUGUCAGUCAUGUCAUUUUCAUGGAAUUGGUUUCUCUCUAAGAUCGUGACCAAUAAGGAAAUACGUUUCCAUCUAACGCUAAAGUAUAUUCCUUUGUAAGAUUCCAACAAGGAGACAUUAGAAAAGAAUAAAGUACAGGUGUGAACUACAGUGAAAUAUAUUCAUUCAACUGCUUUGAUAAGUGCCAAAAUUGAUGGGCACAAUCUUGUUUACACUUUUAUAGCAGCAAUAAACAUAUUUGAUACACCUGUUUCUGAAACAGA
Ornithorhynchus anatinus (platypus) is the source of this 4586-nucleotide messenger RNA. RefSeq names its product regulatory factor X2 (gene RFX2). The coding region runs from base 190 to 2421 and encodes 743 amino acids. The transcript has 19 exons. Lineage: Eukaryota; Metazoa; Chordata; Mammalia; Monotremata; Ornithorhynchidae. Gene Ontology annotation, biological process: regulation of transcription by RNA polymerase II. Gene Ontology annotation, molecular function: RNA polymerase II cis-regulatory region sequence-specific DNA binding; DNA-binding transcription factor activity, RNA polymerase II-specific. The record is from RefSeq and is a predicted model, not a curated record. Gene Ontology annotation, cellular component: nucleus.